GGCGGGGCACGAGGCGCUCGCUCGCGCUGAGGCAGGAGCUGCCGCUGCCGCCGCCAUUUUGGUUUCGCGGCUUCGGCUCUCUGAGAAGGGGCUGAAGCGGCGGCGGGCUGGUCCGGGUCCCGCCCUGGCCCCGUCCCUGAGGGCGGCCGGGAGGAUGCGGCGCGGAGGAACCCGGCCCCGGCCUUGGCCGUAUUGUCGCUGACACGUGUAAAAGAUGUGGUUGCAAGUUGUAGAAGAGAUUUUUCUGUGGAACAUACUUCUGUAAACCUUCCCUAAAAUCCCCAGAAGGCAUAUACUGCACCUGUGAUGGACCCUCAGAAUACUGCUAUGUUAGGGUUGGGUUCUGAUUCCGAAGGUUUUUCUGGGAAAAGCCCCUCUGCGGUCAACACUGACAUAGUGAUAGGCAAGAGAGAAGUAGAUCUAGAGAGUAGCACCAAGGAGGAAGAAGAUAUUAAGAAGAAGAACUGGGAGGGGAGCACCAUUGAGACUGGGAAGAAUGAGGGUCUGACUGAUGCACAGCAACAGUUUUCAGUGAAAGAAACAAAUUUUUCAGAGGGAAAUUUAAAAUUGAAAAUUGGUCUUCAAGCUAAGAGAACUAAAAAGCCCCCUAAGAACCUGGAGAAUUAUGUGUGCCGGCCUGCCAUAAAAACCACUAUCAAGCAACCAAGAAAGGCAUCAAAGAGUGGGAAGAUGACAGAUGAGAAGAAUGAACUUUGUCCUUCAAAACAAGUGGCUUGGCUCCACUCCCCAGGCCUCCAUUCCCAUGUUGUUGUCCAGGUGAACUGGCUCAGAAUGUCCUUCCUACAUGUGUGCCAGAGAAGGAAGGAACUUGUACGUGGCUUCAGUGGCUCAUCUCCCCAGUUCUUUGAUUGCUGUACUGUUUAAAAAAAAAAAAACAGGCUUGUCUACACUACGCAGCUUUUAGCGACAAGGCUGUGUCAACACAGCCUUGUCGCUAAAAGUCAGUGUGUGUAAACACUCUGUCAGUAUUUUGUCCACACUUUGGCUGACAAAAAACUGCCAGCCUCACGAGCGGCGUUAGCUUUGUCGGCAGGAGAGCGCUCCUGCCGACAAAGCCACAUUCACAUUGCCACUUGCAUUGGCAAAAUUUUUGUCUUUAAGUACCCGUGAAAGACAAAAGGUUUGUCGACAACAUCGCAGUAGACAAGUCUUAAGGUAUGUCUACACUACGUGAUUAAUUCGAAUUUAUAUAAUUCGAAUUUUGAAAACAGAUUGUAUAAAGUCGAAUGUACAUGGCCACACUAAGCACAUUAAUUCGGUGGUGUGCGUCCAUGUA
Messenger RNA from Chrysemys picta bellii (western painted turtle), 1297 nucleotides. The record is from RefSeq and is a predicted model, not a curated record. NCBI's taxonomy places the organism in Eukaryota, Metazoa, Chordata, Testudines, Emydidae.